UAUAUCGCUUAUACCCAACGGAAUAAACCUUGUUUACUGGGUUUUAACCAUUUCUCGUUGCAAUCAAGUCUAUUCUUUGCUAUUGGCUAUAAAUAAUUAAACCUCAGUGUUACAAACUUUUAGCAACAGCAAGGUUAUCAUGAUCAUUAACUUAGCCAGUGUACUUUCGUUGGUGGAAUUAGUUUAUGGGCAAAAUUAUGAUUUCUUGGAAAAUCUUGGAUCCAGGAUAUCAUCUCAGGUUCAAGCUGGUUUGGCCCCAUUGCAAGGAUUGGGCGAUAGAAUAAAUGCGCAAGUACAACAGAGUCUUGCUGGACCGAAGGCCAAUAUUAAGAGCAGAUUAGGUAGCUUGGAUGGAUUGGGUACUCAGAUUGAGCAAUCAGUCUAUCAUGGUUUAGAACCUGUACGGGCAAUUGAAUUAAAUUUCAAAAUGAGGGAUGGCGUCGGUGGAAUCACCAUUGUAACUCAUCAACCUGGAGGUCGCCAGUUCGUGAUAAAGAACCACAAGAUUUUCACCUGUUCAUCCCAGAUUGAUAUAGAAAGUGGCUUUUGUUCAGGCUUAUUAAUUCCUUAUCAGCCACGUCUAGCCACGUCUAGCCACAUGGAUAAAGAAAAUUCUAGUCCUCGGAGCGAUUGGUGUUAUGUUUUAAGCAGCGCUCAGAGCAACAACAACAUUUGUUUAAGCACAAGCUCCUUAUCUGUUCAAAUUAUCAAUUUCGAGAUAAAAUGUGGAAAUACUGAUAACAGCCCUAUACUUAUAACUACACUAGAUGAGUAUAGAAAAUUGUGUUCUGCCGUCCGACAGUCUACAGAGUUCCGAUACAUUCCAAAUAAAAGUGACAGAAGUCAUGUUCAAAUUCCAAAUAAUAAUAAAUAUGUUAAAUGCGAAAAUCGGCAGGAAAAUGUGUGCAUUUUUCAUGAGGAUAAUAAUCUGCUUAAUCACAAUAAUGGAAAUGUAUAUAUAAAUUAUAACAAUUGAAAAAAUAUGUGUAUGAAUCAGUGGAUCACAUCCAUGUAUUUUGAUUAAUAUACCUACUUAAUGUUUAAUAUAAUCCAGUUUGCUUAUUA
Dendroctonus ponderosae (mountain pine beetle) is the source of this 1065-nucleotide messenger RNA. RefSeq lists its product as uncharacterized. The record is from RefSeq and is a predicted model, not a curated record. Bases 140 to 976 code for a protein of 278 amino acids. The transcript is spliced from 5 exons. NCBI's taxonomy places the organism in Eukaryota, Metazoa, Arthropoda, Insecta, Coleoptera, Curculionidae.